AUGGAUAAUAUUACAGCAAGCGAAGUAGCUGGUUUGGCUGUGGGUGUUCUUCUUCUUUCUGCUACUAUUGCUGCUCCCAAAAUUGAUGUUUUCUUCUCUUCUUCUCAACGCAGCUCAUUGGGGUUGUGCAAGCGAUGUGGCAAUGUAAGAAGAACGGCUUGUGCUAAAUGCAAAGGAACCGGAUCGAUCAAAGAAGGAGGGUUACUUAGUUUCAACUUCGUAGAUGAUUUGUUAGAAACAAUCGUUAAUCGUGAAUCACAGGUGAAGAAGAUAACUUGUGUAAAUUGUCAAGGCAAAGGUUAUUUUCCAUGUCCCGAUUGUUCUUAA
Molecule: messenger RNA, 327 nt
Organism: Vicia faba (fava bean)
Lineage: Eukaryota; Viridiplantae; Streptophyta; Magnoliopsida; Fabales; Fabaceae
Source: the annotation of a GenBank genome assembly